CAAAGAAAAAGAUUAAUUCUAGCCAUGGAUGCAGCAUUUGGGAUGGAGUAUUUGCAUGGGAAGAACAUAGUUCAUUUUGACCUAAAAUGUGAAAAUUUACUAGUGAAUAUGCGAGAUCCACAUCGACCUGUCUGCAAGAUUGGUGAUCUAGGUCUAUCCAAGGUGAAGCAACAUACUUUGGUGUCGGGUGGUGUUCGUGGAACUUUACCAUGGAUGGCGUCUGAGCUUUUAAGUGGCAAAAGUAAUAUGGUAUCAGAAAAAAUCGAUGUUUACUCCUUUGGGAUCGUCAUGUGGGAGCUGCUUACUGGGGAAGAGCCGUAUGCUGAUAUGCGAUGUGCUUCCAUAAUUGGGGGGAUCGUGAAUAACUCUUUACGUCCUCAAAUCCCAACCUGGUGCGAUCCUGAAUGGAAAUCUCUGAUGGAACGUUGUUGGGCCUCUGAUCCUGCUAGGAGGCCAUCAUUCUCUGAAAUUUCUCAAAAGUUGAGGAAAAUGGCUGCUGCAAUAAAUGUGAAGUGAGUUAUUGCAGAGCAUCAAGAAUCUUUGGCUGUUAUCUGGCACUGGUAUAUUAUAGUCUUUUUCUUCUCGGUAGGAGUUGGUAUGUACUAAUGUAAAUAAAUUUUGAGUUGCACAAUCUUCUGCCCUUAUGAGGGGACAGUGCGUCAUGCUUCGAUUAUGAGAACUUUAUCGCAAUUUUGCCAUAUUAGCCAGUGAGGAUGAAUCUCUAUGUUGGACCAUAAAUAAGUCAAAUAUAGAUAUCUCCUAUUAUCCAUUUUGUAUAGAAUUUUUUAGAAGAAUAUUGUCUUUUAUGUAUGAGACAUCCAAUAGCUGGCAUGUAUUACCUGGCUUUUCAUUCCAGUUCUUUCUAUCAUGCAUAUAUUAUAU
Ananas comosus (pineapple) is the source of this 882-nucleotide messenger RNA. RefSeq names its product serine/threonine-protein kinase STY8-like. Lineage: Eukaryota; Viridiplantae; Streptophyta; Magnoliopsida; Poales; Bromeliaceae. Gene Ontology annotation, cellular component: cytoplasm. The transcript is spliced from 6 exons. Gene Ontology annotation, biological process: signal transduction; protein phosphorylation. The record is from RefSeq and is a predicted model, not a curated record. Gene Ontology annotation, molecular function: ATP binding; protein kinase activity. Bases 25 to 516 code for a protein of 163 amino acids.